ACGAGAUGGAUGUAAUUAUAACAAAACGGUAAUAAUUACAUAUAACGACUUUUUUUUAAGUCAUCAAACAAGAUUCCAGCCAUAAAAAAGGCCACUGUGUCUCUUCUAAAAGUAGAUCAUAAAUGAAAUGCCCGUAAAUAGACACGCUGGUACCAAACGCUGGUGGGAACCAUUGUCUCGUGAAUCAAUAAUUUCCGGACUAACGGACUAAAGCUAUAUUCAUGUAGCAAACGGACGCGAUAUCUAAAUUAUCAAAGAUUCUAUAACGUUCGGCCUGCGGCCCACUUAAUAACCGGCGUAUGGUGGUCAUAAUGGGUUUCCACUAUAUGAAGCGACACUUUACACCACACAGUUACCCACCACGGUCCACUUUCCACCCUUUGCCGUAAAUGGAUGUCAUCCAGUUACAUGCGAUCGAGGUUCUCUCAUCCGCACACUCAACACAUGGAAGCAAACCUUUUUUUUUUAUAUCAUUCCCUUCAUCAACGGCAGCCAAGUGUCCAAGGCAGACCAAAGCACUAGAACGCAAUCGAGCAUAGACUGACCCUUUGAAGGAUACUUUCUCUUAGUCGUGGUAGUAAACGGCUCUAUACCACGACUACUAAAACGUAACCGACGUGUGAGUUCGCGCCACGCCACGCAACGUUUGGACGUUUGGCUGGGAAGGUACCUGCUCGCAAGUAUUUGCUAGACCACAGUAUCGAACGGACCACAGGCAAACCAACAACGUUGGAGAAUCAAAACGAACCAUAGGGGAACGAAACUAAAAGGCUUUCCUUCCCAUUACGUGCCAUCGACAGGUGAAGUGUUUGCAGAAUGUGUUAAUCAUGCUUGGGAAGUGGUAAACCUGUAAAUAGGUCAAAUCGGGAUAGUGUUUGCGAAUGAAAGCGAGUAUACGUCUAAGUUUGAACUGAAGAAAUAUUUUAAAAAACAUAAGUAAUUUUACUCAAGUUUUCGGCAUUUAUCAUAUGCUCGUAUAAAUGUGUAACACAACGGACCAAAACGGAGGUGGCAUGCAUGUGGAUAUUGAAGUUCCAGACACGGGUGCAGUGUUUACGUUGGGAAAAUCGUACCUUUUCGAUGAUACGAUUAAAGAGGAAACAACAUCACAGCUCGACUCAACAAACCACCGACCGGAGACCAACGGUAAAGAUGGUGUACCGGAACCCACCACAAAGGAUGUGCCGAUGCGACAACAAAGUUACUUUUUUGUCAAAAAUGAUCCGAUCGUGAAAAUUGUCUGUGGCAGCAAACAAAGUGGAGUGAUAUGCGAAUCGGGACGACUGUUCGUAUGGGGUCUGAAUGGACACGGUCAGCUUGGAUUGGGCAAAACGGAAACCAUCCAUAAACCAUCCUGCGUGCGCACGAUCAAACGUCUCAAGGAGCGUGUCCAGUCGUUUUGUUUCGGUGGAAAUGGAUUCUGUGUUAUACUAUCUGAAUCUGACAAGGUGUAUUACUGUGGGAAAAAUGUAUUCCCUUUCAAUGCAAAGAUUUCCUCCUUACUGGAAGCGACUACACUUCACAAAAAUCCCACCGAUAACAGUGAAUACACACCGUUCCCGGUAGAACUGCGAGAAUUCCAUCACCUUCUAGAUGAAUCUAGAGAGGAGCGUUUCACAGAGGUAGUGGCCGGUUUCAACCAUUUCAUUAUGCUCAGUUCCACCGGAAAUUGUUACGGCUGGGGAUACAACAGUCACCAACAGCUGGGUGGAGUCGAUUCACUUAAAAUACUCUCCCAACCGGAAAGGAUUGCACUGGAGGAACCGGUCGGACAGGUGUUCUGUGGCAACUACUGCACACUGCUCAUCACGACAGGAAACAUACUUUAUUUGGUGGGAAAAUUUCAAAAGAUCACUAUUCCGGUGUUAAAACAGCUGACGAAUUGCAUUCUGCCGGAGAGCGUGAUUGCAGGCGAAAUUACCGGAUGGGAUUGUGUCUACCUGUUGUUAGCGUCCGGCCACGUAUACCGUUCCAAUCGGAUGAGAAAGGUGGAAGAUCUACGGUUCGAACUAUUCGAAAAUUUAGAUGGAUUGUUGGCGGAGGAUGAAUUCGUUAUCAAGAUCGCAUCAGCAAACGAUUGUGUAUCGUUUAUUACCAGUGCCGGUCGUCUGCUAACGACGUACGACGAUGACUGCCCCUUCACAGCGUCAGAUCAUUUCAAAGAGCUAACAAAAUUCCGUCACUUCAACGUUACGGACAUUGCCAGCGGGAACGAACAUUCGCUAGUGUUGGCUUACCCUGCCGUAGAGCGUCUAGAUGUAACACAUGCUCUCGAGCUGCUGCACAAUGCUACACCGAUACCAACCGAGCUGCAGAUGGACGCCCAAAAGGCGCAAGAGUUUAUCCGCAACGAAAAGAGACGGUUGCGCAGGGAGCACGUGGAACGUGAGAUUUCCAAGGAUGAAUCGAUUGCGAUCGAAACGAGCGAUCGAGGCGAUUCGGACGUGCGGUUUAUCGAUAACGGUGUAAGCAUAGCGAAUGCCAUUACUCCCAACGGGAAGCGGGAACACAAACGACACCAUCACCACCACCAGAACCACCUGAGACCAUCCGACGCAGCUGAUGCGGAUGAUGAGGCGGACCGUUUCUCUGCCCACAAGGAUGUCGGACUGAGGAAAACGCACACACCCAACAUAAGUCAGCUGAUUGAUUACAGUGAUGACGAUAAUGAUAGCAUCUCAUCUCAGUCCACUUUCAACGACGAGGAAGAAGAACAUACAGACACUGGGAAGCAUGCCGGCAAACAUACGGAAAACUACAAUGGCAAAAAUGGAAAUAAAAAUGAUAGCAAUAAUAAUCGCAACGAGGAUGCACGUAAGCUGAGCCUCGGCAGCAAGCUAAACGGUAGCAUGGGCAGCACAAAGUCCAGCGACAGGAUGCGUAAGUUCUUCAAGGAGCUCAAAUCGAAAAGUAUGGAUGUAUCGUGCAAGAACCCGGGUGUCGUUUUAGACGAUGAUGUGAAGUAUUCCAAAAACGAUCAGAUUAUCCAGGCAGAGGAUCGAGCGUCGAAGGUGUGCACACUGAUGUGAAUCUGUUCACUUUUGUUGUUUCUUCAUACUGUACACACUUGGCAAAUAAAUCACUUUAAGAUAA
Anopheles funestus (African malaria mosquito) is the source of this 3093-nucleotide messenger RNA. Its product is annotated as X-linked retinitis pigmentosa GTPase regulator. Lineage: Eukaryota; Metazoa; Arthropoda; Insecta; Diptera; Culicidae. The record is from RefSeq and is a predicted model, not a curated record. Bases 981 to 3029 code for a protein of 682 amino acids. The transcript has 5 exons.